Scheffersomyces amazonensis is the source of this 1287-nucleotide messenger RNA. It is a transcript of the gene PAM17, whose product is annotated as Pam17p. Lineage: Eukaryota; Fungi; Ascomycota; Pichiomycetes; Serinales; Debaryomycetaceae. Gene Ontology annotation, cellular component: PAM complex, Tim23 associated import motor. Gene Ontology annotation, biological process: protein import into mitochondrial matrix. The transcript has a single exon. The record is from RefSeq and is a predicted model, not a curated record. The coding region runs from base 449 to 1009 and encodes 186 amino acids.
UCAUCUCUCCUGAACGUAUUAUCUAUAUAUUAACGAAAUAGGUGUGUGUAGUAAAUCAAGUAACAGUAAAUCAGUAUAACCUUACCUACCCUUAAGGUAGUAUAGUAAUGAACUGUUAUGAAAGUAAAAUUAUAGGAGUUAUAAGAGCACAUGGUUAUCUCCCGAUUACAUACGAUGGUUAGUCUGUCUGAUUAUUUACUAUGACAAGUCAAUAAUUACAACACCACCUGACUAUCCUUCCUAAUGUGAGAGACCAGCCAACCGGUUAUAUACAGUCACAUACAAAACUUUUUAAUAUGGUAAAAUUUUUCGUUGGAGAGCAAUUCCAUAAUCAUAAGAUUUACACUUGUUCAACGGGUAGUCUUCAAAUAAAUCUAUAAUACUAAUACCGUAAUUUCAUUAAUAACUUCGACUUUUAUAUUUGUCAUUUAUAUAAUCUAAUUUAAUCAUGUUAACCAAUAAUAUAGGUAUAUUCUCUCGAGUCAUAACCAAGAGAUCAUCUAAUUACUUAAGAAGUAAUAUAAUUCAUAGAUUUAAUUCAUCUAGUGCUAGUAAACCUCAGUUAAGUUGGCAAGAAUAUUUUAAAUUAAAGAAACAAAGAAAUACUAUCAAUCUUGGAGCAUCAGUAUUAACUGGACUUGGAGGUGCUGCUAUUACUUUAGUAUCAAUUUCUAAUAUUGAAUUCGAUGAAAAACCAAUAUUUGGUUUUGAUCCUGUUAUUGUUUUAAGUUCAUUUGUUAUCUUAGGUGGUGGUGUUGGUUAUUUAGUAGGUCCAGCCAUUGGAUCAUCAUUAUUUAAACUUAGUAAUAAAAAGGCUUUACAACAAUUCACAUUCAGAGAUCAACAAUUCUUAUCAAAAAUUAAAGUUAAAAGAGUAGAUCCAUCUUCUCAAUCUUUUUCUAAUCCUGUUCCUGAUUACUAUGGUGAAAAAAUUUACUCCUUAAAGGAUUAUAAACAAUGGUUAAGAGACUGUAAUGCCUUCAGAAGAAAAUCAAAGGAAUUCCUUUGAUUUCAAUUAUAAUAAAGUUUAAUUUGAAUCAUUAAUCAAAUUAUGUAUAAUGCGAAUUAUGCAAAAUACAUUAAAAUCUACCGGUAAGUCUCGUUAAUUUGCUAUCAGAUAAAUAGAUAAAUGUUCUGUUAUCAUAAUUUACUGGUUCAUUCUGUAUAUAUUUAUUCAUUCACCUGCACUGCUUGGUUGUGCUUUAAUAUAAGUCAUCGGAUUGUAUUUGAUAUCGAUUUAAAAUUAAUUUGUAAACGGUAAAACUAUAGUAAAUAUAUAUAUAUAUA